Messenger RNA from Drechmeria coniospora, 456 nucleotides. RefSeq lists its product as uncharacterized. Gene Ontology annotation, biological process: antimonite transmembrane transport; arsenite transport. The record is from RefSeq and is a predicted model, not a curated record. Gene Ontology annotation, cellular component: plasma membrane. Lineage: Eukaryota; Fungi; Ascomycota; Sordariomycetes; Hypocreales; Ophiocordycipitaceae. The transcript has 2 exons. Gene Ontology annotation, molecular function: arsenite transmembrane transporter activity; antimonite transmembrane transporter activity; antiporter activity. The coding region runs from base 1 to 456 and encodes 151 amino acids.
AUGUCUGCCGAACCAAAGUCUAGAGAUUUCACCGGUUCACCUUUGGCGCAGCAGCCCGACGUUGCCUCCGCGACGACCCAAGACUUGGAGGGCAAAGUUGACAGAGACGGCAACGGCAAAAAGGAUACAGUGUCAGCUUUCAAGGCGCUAGGAUGGCUUGACCGCUUCCUCGCCCUAUGGAUCUUCCUUGCCAUGGCAAUUGGUAUCAUUCUCGGUAAAUUUGUGCCCUCGGCCGGGCCGGCGUUGCAAAAGGGCAAGUUUGUAGGGGUGUCGGUACCGAUUGUCAUGAUGUACCCGAUCCUAUGCAAGGUCCGAUAUGAGUCGCUCCAUGAGCUCCUGGCUCGGCGCUCUAUGUGGAAGCAGAUACUCUUCAGCGUCGUCGUAAACUGGGUGGUAGCCCCAUUUCUCAUGGUAAUUCGGCCUGCCCCGCUCUCCUCACAACCUUCAACCCAUUAG